Penicillium mononematosum is the source of this 3603-nucleotide messenger RNA. RefSeq names its product ABC transporter integral membrane type 1. Gene Ontology annotation, molecular function: ABC-type transporter activity; ATP binding; ATP hydrolysis activity. The record is from RefSeq and is a predicted model, not a curated record. Lineage: Eukaryota; Fungi; Ascomycota; Eurotiomycetes; Eurotiales; Aspergillaceae. The annotation marks the transcript as partial. Gene Ontology annotation, biological process: transmembrane transport. The transcript has 12 exons. Gene Ontology annotation, cellular component: membrane.
CUUUCCACCCUACUUCUGGCACUGAAGCUUGUUCUCCUCGUUUUAUGGAGUUUGCCACGCUUUACAAGAACAAAAAUUUCAGUUCUGUCCGCUGCAGUCGCGAUGAUCAGUACUCUGGCGUUGCUACUGCUAUCAUUCUAUGAGCAUUCACGUUCACUGAGGCCUUCGAGUUUGAUUUGCCUUUAUUUGCUGGUGAGUAUAAUAUUUGAAAUUGCCCAAGUCCGGACUUUGUGGCUGUUACAUCCUGCAAGUUAUCCUCUCGCUGCGACAGCUACUAUUGCACUCACAGCCCGAUCCCUGUUGCUCCUGUCGGAGACGUAUGAAAAGGGGAAAUGUCUUAGCCCACAAUGCGGCCACAUCUCACCAGAAAGUUCAACCGGAAUCUUCAGUCAAAGUACCUAUUGGUGGCUCAAUCGGUUCUUCAUCAGUGGCUUCCGAGACAACCUAUCCCUCGAUGAUCUCUAUCCCCUAGACGAAGAACUUUCUUCCAAUUCUACCGUCUCUCCAAUUCUACCGUCUCCCUUCAUCAGCAUCGCAAAAUCCACACAACGGCUCGCUCUUUUCCUUGAUGUUAUUUAUGAUUCGAAGUGGACAGUAGCAGCAGCAGUUGCUCCUCGCCUUUGUUUGAUUGGGUUCAAGUUCGCCCAGCCCUUUCUCAUUAACGACAUUAUUGAUUACGUUUCUGAGAAAGGGUCCAGUGGGUUGUCCGGGGUCAAGUAUGGUUUUGUCGGUGCGACGGUGCUAGUCUACGUGGGGAUAGCAGUGAGCACUGCUCUCUACAAGCGUCAAGCUAUCCGCAUGGUCACUAUGACUCGUGGGUCAUCAGUUACAAUGAUAUAUUCAAAGACCCUACACCAAGCUUCGGAUCAAUGUCAAGAGGCUGGUUCGACUACGUUGAUGAGCACCGAUAUCGAUCGGAUUGCCACCGGGCUAUUAAAUUCCCACGAACUCUGGGCAUCCCCUGUAGAGAUUGUGAUUGCGCUGGUGCUUCUAGGCAAAUGCGUUGGAUACCCCUCGAUAACUGCUCUAGGUAUUGCUAUGAUGAGCGUACUAGGGUCGUUCUAUCUCGCUCCUCAAAUGCGCCAAAUGCAAAAGGCCUGGGUACAUGCUGUCCAAGAGAGAGUCAAUUUCACAUCGGUAAUACUGAAAGAAAUGCGCCAGAUCAAAAUGUUCGGGAUUGAGUCAGAUGUGGCAUUCAAGAUACGCGGCCUUCGUGAAUUGGAACUACAUCGAUCCAAGCCCUACCGGUCAAUGAUUGUCGGCGUCAAUGUUUUGGGCACGUUGUCAACUGCUAUUGCUCCCGCUUUAACAAUAGCCGUGUACGCCGCUACACAGCUGAACCUCAGGCUAGAGACACCCAGCACUGAUGUUGUCUUCACGUCUUUGUCCUUGAUUUCUCUUUUGACAAACCCGGUGGUGCUGUUAUCUGUCUUGUUGACUAGAUUCACAUCCGCUAUUGGCUGUUUUGACCGAAUUCAAGAAUUUCUUUGCAAAGAAAGCCGAGUGAACGAGGUCACAUCUGUUGAUGAAUAUUUGGCGCCUGAGAAUGCUUCAGGGAUGGAGCUUACAUCACUACUGACUCAGUCCUCUCAGCCUCUUGUCUGCAUGACUGAUUGCUGUUUUAGCUUGGGUGUGGAUAUUCCGGCAAUACUCCAUGGACUAACAUUGAAGAUACAGCAUGCUUCGUUUUCAGCUGUGACUGGACCUAUUGGCUCUGGCAAGUCGUCUUUGCUCAAAGCCAUGCUGGGCGAAAUGCAUCGACCAGAAGGGACAUUGUCUGUUCGCUCGGUCAAAAUGGCGUAUUGCCAGCAAUCUCCAUGGAUAUUUAAUGGCACACUAAGAGCCAACAUCGUCGGCGAAUCACCUCUUGACGAAGAGUGGCUCAAAGAGGUGGUUUAUGCCUGUAACCUGGACGUCGAAACCACAAUUCUUUCCUUUGGACUUGACACAGUAGCUGGGAGUUCGGGAGCUCAGCUUAGUGGAGGGCAGAAGCAGCGGGUGGCUUUGGCUAGAGCAAUCUACGCAAGACCAUCUUUGCUGAUCUUAGAUGACAUCUUCGGCGCCUUAGACGCAGUGACAUCAAGGCUAAUUUUCCAGCGAGUGCUCGGUCGUGCCGGCCUGGUCAGGAGGCUCGGCAUCGCAACCAUUCUUGUGACGAUAGCUGUGAAACAUCUGAAAGAAGCCGAUAAUUUGAUUGUUCUUUCAAAGGACGGCCGCAUGGAAGGCCAAGGGAUCUUUGGAGAACUGGAGAAGAGGAAUCAGUACCUACAGAGCCUUUCACGUUCCCCAAGUCCCGAAGACGAUGAAGUCGAAGAAAGCAAGGAAAGCGACUCUCAGCCCGGGGAAACUCGCGAAGUGAAGAAAGAAACCGGAGAAAUGGCUGAGAGAGAAACAGUUCACAAAAUCUUCCGAGGUGAUGGUGACUUCUCGCUUUACACCUAUUACAUUAAUUCGUUCGGCUGGUGGGCGUUUGGGCUAACGCUGGGAUUCGCAACUCUAUACGUGUUUUGUAUUGCCUUUCCGCAGGUCAUGCUUAGCUGGUGGUGUGACUCAAGUCCUCCAAAGAACUAUGUCUAUCUCGGUUCCUAUGUCGGCAUUUCUUCCAUCGCUAUCAUUGCGAUGGGAGUCUUUAUUGGGGCACCUUGGCCGAGCCUGGCUCCGAUAGAUACAGGAAAUUUGAUCAAUAGAUUUAGCCAAGACAUGUCUCUUCUUGACAUGCAGCUUCCUGUUGCCUUCGGCAUAACACUUCAGAAUCGCAAUACCACGCUUCUCGAGACGUCCCAGAAACCAUUUUACACCAUGUAUUCCAUUCAGCAGUGGUUGCAGGUUGUUUUGGAUCUACUCGUUGCGGGCGUUGCGACAGUUCUAGUUGCACUGGCUGUUUUCGUGACAAAGCAAAGUAGCUCUGGGGCCGUCGGCGUUGCCCUCGUGAACUUGCUUUCAUUCAACUCAACGUUGACAUUGUUGAUUACCAACUGGACACAGCUUGAGACUUCUCUAGGCGCAGGGGCAAGGCUCCGCUCCAGUGGUGAGGGAUAUCUCCUUUACACUGGAGGGCGGACAGAAACUUGGCAUUUGUGGGCGAACUGGAAGGAAGAGUUCUUUACUUGCUUGUAUUUUUCUCUCUCGCGACGGUCACAUCUGGCGAAAUCUACAUUUGACGGCAUCGACAUCUCAACCGUUCCCAAAGAGAAGCUCCAUUCUGCAUUGGUCGAAAUAUCUCAAAAUCCAUUAAUUCUUCCCGGUUCUGUUCGUGAAAAUAUCUCCCUGGGAAUAUCAUCGGCGAUUGAUGAUUCGGAGAUGAUGACUGCCCUAGAGGGAGUCGGGCGUUGGAAUCAGAUUCGUGGCCAUGGUGGUCUCAGCGCGAACAUUGAUUCGAUUAAUCUGUCCAAUGGCCAAAAGCAGAUAUUCUGCAUUGCCCGUGCUAUUUUAUCACCUGGUCGAGUUGUCAUCAUGGAUGAGCCUACAAGCGGGUUUGAUGAACACACCGAGAGAUUGGCCACGGAACUUCUUCGUGAGCGGCUGAAAGGACGAACUACCAUCUCAAUUGCCCAUCAGAUCAAUACUGUAAUGGACUCGGAUUUGAUCAUGGUCAUAGAUCAA